AUGCUGCCUCGGCCAAGGUCCAAGGCGCUGCCGGCCACGCCGUCCCCCGGUGAGGGCAGCUGGACGACGGCACACCCGAACACAGCCUCGUCGACCAACUGGACCGAACCCGACAGCCCUCUGGAGCGCUUCCCGCCCUCGAUGCCGCCCAAGGAGACGUCGGAUCUGAGGAGCAGGGUCAGCACCGAUGCUCGUCUCGCGAACGGCUCUCCCUCGACGGCCAAGGCCGCUGCGCGCAGCGGGUCCAUCAAGGGCUGGUCGCCGCGGUGGGCGCCCAAAGUCAAGCGCAACUGGCCAUCGCCCAGCUCGGGCACCGUCGCGCCGGCCGCCAGGCAAGCUAUCCCAUCGUCGACGCCCUCGCCGGCGUCGGCUCCGGCGCCAGCCCUCAGCUUCGAUUCGGACCUCUUCGAUCAGACGGAUCUCAGCGACGGCCUGUUCCCGCUGCCGCUUCGGAGCCCGUCUGAAGAGGCGCGAGGGGCAGCAGCCAACGGUCACAGGCCAAUCGGACGCACCAGAUCGAGCCCGAGCCUCACUGACCCGGACAGGACACCCAUACCGGAGCGCCUGUCGAUCAGAACCUUCGACACACGGCUGGCUUCUCCGGCCAUGUCGAGCCUGACCGUGACCCCAAGCCACUUCCAGUCGAACCCGUCUUCUUCUCCCGCCCUUGCCGGCCUCAUCAGCUCGUUCCCCUCGCCCAUCGGACGGGCAGAGGUCGGGACAUCGCCGCCCGCCCCGGUCGCCAGAGCCGCCCGUAACAUGGGCUGGGACGGCGGGGAGAACUGGGCCGUUGAGAACCGGAAGCAUGCCGGAGAGCGCUUCAGCGCGGCGGCAUCCGACGCAUCCUCUUCGGCCAAGGCGGCUGGCGGCAGCUCGAGGCGGACCAGCCGCGAGGGGCAUGAAAGAGGGGCGGCGCGACCGUCGAGCUCGCAGCGCCUCGUCCCGCCAGGUCCCGCGCCUGACCGAGCACUGCCACCGCGGCCGCUCGCCCUCUUGGACCUCAACGAGCCUCACCCGAGGUCGGAGCCUACCCACGGCGGGCGGUCUCCGCUCAAGAGGCUGACGCUCGAAGGCGGACCGCCCAGUUCGCCAAACUACCAGACGGGGAGACAGACGCAGAAGGCGAAUCAGAAGCCGGCCGUCGCCUCGGGCCAGCAGCGCCCCUCCAGCAGCUCGGAGCGUCUCUCGCAGAUGACGAGCCAGCGGAACGCGCCCGCAACGGACGUCAUCGGAUCAAGAGACGAGAGCCUCGAUCGCUUCUACGAGCCCGACAGACCGCCCAGCUCGGCCUCCAUCUACGCGACAGCCAGCUCGGCGGCGAGCAGCACCACCUCGCUCGUGCUGGGACCCACAGCAUCGACCGGAGAGAUUGCCAGAUCGCUCGACAUCCCACGCGACGCCAUCAAGCAGAUGCUCGAGACCACGCAGCAUGUGUGGCGCAACCACUCGCCGGGAGCACCGCUGCCCACCGCGCGGGCCCCGCCUGGUGUGCGAAGCCGCCUCAAGAGGGUCAAGUCGAGCCCUGACCUGCACGAGAUGGACUCGUUUGACUUCACCAUCGCAGACGAGGCCAAGCAGGUCCAUCAGCCCGAGUCGUCGGAAUCUCGCCGUGCAUCGAUCUCGACGCUGCCUUACCUCUCCUCGACUCGCCCCUCGUCAGAGGCCCAGUCACCCAGCUGGAUCACCCGAGAUGCCGGGGGCGGCCAGGCGACCACGUCCGCCUCACGUGGAGCGAGUCUCGAUGCCGCGCAUGAGCGCCGGCCGUUUCGCAAGACGUACAUCGGCGGAAAGGACGAGGAAGACGCUGCGCCGGCUCCUGGCAGGCUCCUUCGCCCCAACUUUUCUCGACCGAUACCGCCGGGCUCAUCCGGCAGCGGCACUGGUGGCACUCGCAUCGAAGAGCCCUCAAAUGACACGCUCAGCAGAGGCCUCGGGAGCCCUGUACAGCUAGGGAUGGACGAUCCUACGAGCGGACGGACCCACGAGGAAGAGGACGAGGAGGUCCUCCUCGACGUCGACUCGGAGCAGGGUCAUGCCGCGUUUGCGGGCGGGCUCGGUCUGGUGGGCGCCAACAGGGUCGGUGCCGAGCGCAAGAUCCCAUCGACCUCGGCGUCCUUUGCCCGGCCGACGGCGCGCAGCCUCGAUCUGAACCGCCUCCAGGCCCUGGCCACGGUCCCGCAGCCUGCCAGUCCGCCUCGCAUCGAGCGGCGAAACUCGGAAAGCGGCGUGCACAGCUUUGGCGUAGGUCGAGACAAGCGGCAGCCGGGUGAGCUGCACGCCUGGAGCGUCGUGAUCGACGAGACCGGCUUUCCAGCCAUCCGGACCGCGCCGUCGGCUUUCCACCAUCCAGCAUGUCCGCUCGCCGGCAAGGGCAACGCCACCUGGCAGUGCGGAUGCCGCGGCUUCGACCACGGCCCGUCUGCAAGGGCCAGCAUCUCGGGCGUACCGCGGUUUGGCGCGCAAGCCUCCGACGCCAGCGGGACCAGGGUACUACGCGGUAUGAGCAGCUCGCCCAACCUCGGCGCGAGAGCGCGGGCCUCUAGCGCUGGCAACGCGAUGGAGGAUGCGCGCCAGGCUGCCCUGUGGCAGGAGGUCGAGAGGCAUCGAGCCAAAAUCAGCGAGCUCCAGGCGACUGUGGAGCGCAUCUCGCUCGAGAUUGCUUCAUCGCAACCAUCGCUGUCGCUCCAGACCACACCUGAUCUGCACGGCGCAACCUCGAUGCACUUUCCAACAAACGCCGGCAACACCGCCAGCCUCCGAUCCAUGCCAGCCUCGUACGCCGUCGUACCGCUGCCCGCCGACGCGGCGACAGGUCGACAGCCAUUGCCAGCUUACCAGCUGCCGCCACGCUUCGACUCCGUCAUGGACGAGCCGGCGCUCGAUGCUUACGCCUCUUUCCACACGGUCCCAGCAGAGCGCACGCUGCAUCGCCGAUCGAGCUUCGGUGGGAGCCUAAGGCGGCGCCUCUCUAGUCUCAAUCGGUCCCACUUUGAUCACGACGACGAAGGAACCCAGGCAGGGCAAGAGACGCUGCGGAGCCGUGGGAGACGGCUCAGAACAUCAUCCUCGACCUCGAGCCUCAACAAGCUCUUCAGCUUUCCGUGGAGCGCGAAACGCGGCGAGGCGACCCGGGAAGCAGCCCCGGUGUUUCCACAGCCGACCCCGUUUCCAUACGAGCCGCAAGCACCGACGCGAUCGACGACGGUGCCAGUACACUUGGUCGCGCAGCCACCGAGGCAGAGCGCCUCCGCCGAACGCCCACUGCCUUCGGUUCCCAGCCUGUCUCAGGCUUCGAGACUGCCGUCGAGAAAGUACCCGCCUUCGGCCCGCAAGUUCUCGUUCGACGCCCUCUCUGGACGUGGCGAGCAUUCGAGCGUCUCGCGACGUCACUCGCGGGACCAGUCGGGCAGCUCCAAGGCGUCGUCCUACAACACCGGUGGCAUGUAUUCGGACGGCUCGGAGGCCGCCGAGUCGCGCUUCUCCUUCUUCCCUCGUGCGAUGCGACGCUGGGACUCACUGUCUUCGAGGGCCACGUCAAUGUCGGAGAGGAGCAUGGAGCGCAGCCAGGCCAUCGAGACCAAGCCCGCCGAAGACGUCGUCCAUCGCAUCGGCGCUGGCCCCGAAUCGCUUGGCCGCCUAAGUCAGGACUCGGCCCACCAUCCGAAGCCAAGCGCUCCGCCCCGACGCAGCUCCCUUCGCUCGGUGCCAGGCCAGCAAUUCGUCCCCACCUCGCCGACCCGGCCAUCGCUGCACCUUCUCGACAUGGGCAUGGCGCCCAUCUCGGAGAUGAGCGAAGCGGGUGGCACGCCCAACUCGCUCAACCGGCGCUCGAUGCUCUCCGGCGAGUUUGAGGCCAGCCCUGCUAGCUUCACCGCCGGGACCGGCCGCAUCAGCAUGAGCGAGCGCUACGUCCCCAAGGCGCUCAGCAUCCCCACGUCGCUGCCGCCUUCCUCGGCCAAGGAGGCCGUGGCCCACUCGGCACCCGCACAGGACGCUCUGCGCACCUCGAUCGCGCUACAGAGGGCGGCCGACAAGCCGCUGCCUGCCCUCCGAGGCUCGAUCGCCACCGAGGUUCCGGCCUCAACCACCUGGUCUGGCUUCGGCCCCGCACUCUGA
Molecule: messenger RNA, 4116 nt
Organism: Pseudozyma flocculosa PF-1
Lineage: Eukaryota; Fungi; Basidiomycota; Ustilaginomycetes; Ustilaginales; Ustilaginaceae
Exons: 2
Coding region: 1-4116 (1371 amino acids)
Source: RefSeq, a predicted model, not a curated record